AGUUGAGGAUCUACUCAGGUUCAAUCAGUCCGCUCUGCUGACGAGAAGUUGACGAGGGAAGUCAUUUUGAAGACUGCUGAGCGGUCGAAUUGAUUGACCUUCCUUUUAUAAGUCCGAUAUUGGCCGUUCGAACUCGUUUAUUCACAAUAUCGCGGCUUAAAAAAGAAUAUUCGCCAUGUCUUCUCUGCGUAUCCUUGUGCCCGUCAAGCGGGUUAUUGACUAUGCGAUCAAGCCUCGCGUCAAUAAGACUCAGACUGCUGUGGAGACUGCUGGCGUGAAGCACUCCAUGAACCCGUUUGACGAGCUUUCCGUGGAAGAGGCCGUCCGUAUCCGAGAGCGCAAGGUCCCGGUCGAAGAUAUUGUAGCUAUUUCCGCCGGCCCCACGAAGGCCCAGGAUGUCCUCCGGACCGCCAUGGCCAUGGGCUGCGACCGAGCAAUCCAUGUUGAAAUUCCCACCGACAAGGGCGAGCCGGACCUCGAACCUCUAGGUGUGGCUAAGAUGCUGAAAGCUGUGGUUGAGAAGGAGAAGCGCAACCUGGUCAUCCUUGGCAAACAGUCCAUUGACGAUGAUGCCAAUCAGACGGGCCAAAUGCUCGCCGGUCUGCUGAACUGGCCUCAGGCCACACAGGCAUCCAAAGUAGAUGUGGAGGGUGAACAGGUCACUGUGACACGCGAGGUCGAUGGCGGAGUUGAGACUCUAAGUGCCAAGCUACCUAUGAUUAUCACUACGGAUCUGCGGUUAAAUGAACCCCGUUUCGCCAGUUUGCCCAACAUCAUGAAGGCAAAGAAGAAGAAGUUGGACAAGAUGACGUUGCAGGACCUGGGUGUAGAUGCGACAAGAAGGCUGAAGACAGUCAAGGUUACGGAACCCGCACCGAGAAAAGGUGGCGGCAAGGUCGAUAGCGUGGAUGGGCUCAUUGGCAAGCUCAAGGAGCUCGGUGCACUAUAGAUAUUUGUUUAAUGAUCUUCUGUUAUUGCUCUUUUUAAAGCUUCUUUCCCUUUAUGCUCUAUGGAACAUAGGUAAAAUCAGAUAUUAUCCAUACUAGCUUUCUUCUUUUGAAUCAGGUAAUCAAUAAAGUUGACUGCCUUUGCCUCACUCAUCCCAGCCAAUCCGAGCAUGUCCGUCCUGCGGUACCUGUUUCGAGCUAGCCUCCUCACCCAGAGCCAAUAGGUCUCUUUGCAAUUUUUCGUUCUCUCGCAUCUCAUUUCCGGUGUCGAGCAGUGAUAGAGCUUGAUGGCAAAGAAUCUUUUGAGAACAGUUUUUGUAUGCUCAUCGCCCCAGUUAUCAGGUUUCAAUGACAGUUCACCGGUGCUGUACAUAUCAGACAUUCUCUAUGGCAGAUUAGCUGAUCAGCAAGAUAUUCCGCUGACGGAAGGUAGACGGACGUUGAUUCUUGAAUUCGCACAAAACGAUUGAUGAUCGGGACUUUAGCAUUGGAGAGGAA
Molecule: messenger RNA, 1445 nt
Organism: Xylona heveae TC161
Lineage: Eukaryota; Fungi; Ascomycota; Xylonomycetes; Xylonales; Xylonaceae
Product: electron transfer flavo protein beta-subunit
Exons: 3
Coding region: 176-949 (257 amino acids)
Cellular component (GO): cytosol
Molecular function (GO): electron transfer activity
Source: RefSeq, a predicted model, not a curated record